UCCUGAAAAUUGCUUUUGCCGCUUGUUCGUGGUAGCACCCGUCAGCAGUGUUAUUCUUAAUGUUUAAAAUAAAUUUUGUCAAAUAAUUAUUACAUGUUUAACAAUAUUUGCAUAAAUAUAUAUAUGUGUGUUUUUUAAUACGGUGAGUUCGUAGAGCAUCAAAUUGUAUAUGCAUAUGUUAUCUAUCAAUUUGAAAUUGAUAAUACUCUCUUUUGCGACGAAUUUUCUAAUAAAGUAAAUUUCCAAUAUUAAUCAUGCCUCGCCAUAAACAACGAAAACAACCUCUGAUAGGAGAAGAUACUAGAAUAGCAGUAAACUUAACUUUGAAGAAAUUAUUGGAAACUGCCGAUCAAAAAGAAUUAGAAUUUCCAUCUUCUUACACAGCGAAAGAGCGAGCUUAUAUUCAUGAACUUGUUAAGGAGCUUGGCUUAAAAUCUAAAAGUAGAGGUAAAGGCAAAAAUCGAUUUUUAACGGUAUACAAGAGAGAAGGAUCUACUAUAGUUCAAGCUGAUGCUAUAAUCAAAUUGCAAAAGUCGUCGAAACAAAGUAUUUAUGCUUUAUUAAAUAAUUUCCCAUUGAAUCAUAAAGAAUGUCAAGAUUUAUUACCUCCGAUGGAAAGAGAACGACCUCUUAAUGCAGAUGUUAUUACAAAUACAAAGGCUAUGGGUCGCUUGAACAGUAGUAUCCCACAAGUACCACAAUUAAAAACAAAUUUUGAUGUAUUGAAUUUUCGUAAAUCACUUCCAAUUUUUAACGCACGAGAAGAUAUUUUAAACGCUUUGGCCACCAAUCAAGUAGUUAUAAUAGCUGGGGAAACAGGAAGUGGAAAAACCACACAAGUACCUCAAUAUAUAUUAGAGCAUUGUCAGCAAAGACAUCAAAUUUGUAGAAUUAUAUGUACUCAACCUAGAAGACUUUCCGCAGUAUCUGUUGCAGAAAGAGUGGCAUUUGAAAGGGACGAAAAAAUUGGACAAACGUUUGGUUAUCAAAUUAGACUUGAAAGUAGAGUUGCACCUAAAACUCUUCUGACGUAUUGUACUAAUGGAGUUCUUCUUAGGACGCUUAUGGGUGGAGACUCUGCCUUAACUACUGUUACACACAUAAUCGUGGACGAAGUUCACGAACGUGAUAGGUUUUGUGACUUCCUGUUGAUAGCAUUAAAAGAUGCAAUGAAUAAAUAUAGAUCAUUGAAAAUUGUGCUAAUGAGUGCAACUUUAGAUACCACUAUUUUUGCAAAAUAUUUUGAUAAGUGUGCUGUUAUUAAUAUUCCUGGUAGAUUGUUUGAAGUAGAAACAUAUUUCCUUGAGGAUGUUUUGAGAAUGACUGGUUAUAUGACUAAAGACAUGAUUAAGAGGAAAAAAGAAUUUUUAAAUAAAAAGGAGCAGUGCAAGGUCUUAGAAUCUUGGACGCAAUACAAGCCGCAAGUAUCCAGUAAAGGUUCGUUGAACGAAAGAUGUUUGUUACCUGCACCGAUAUUAGCACAACAAAAUGAACCUAUACCGGAGAAGGUUAAACUGGAACCAUGGUUGGUAGAAGAAGUAGACAAGAGUAUAUCAGAUGCAUGGUUGUGCGGUGGAGAAGAUAACUUUGCACAAUUAUUGCAUUUUAUACUUUCUGAAAAUGUUUCUGUGGAUUAUCAACAUUCUAAGACGUUAGUUACACCAUUGAUGGUUGCUGCAGGUAGAGGAUGCAUAAAUACUACCGAACAACUUUUAAAUCUUGGAGCAAACUUGAAUUUUCGAGCAGGUAACGAAUGGACUGCGUUAGAUUGGGCAAAAAAUAUGAAACAGAUCGAAUGUGCUGAAUUGAUCGAAGCGUACAUGAAAACAUAUGAUUGUACGGUGCAAGACUAUGAAAUAAUACAAGGUGAAAACGCUUCUAUUUCUGAAGAAGAUAAAAUGUUAUUAGACGUAUAUCACCAUACGUUCAAUGAUGAAAAUAUCGAUCACGAUCUUCUUUUACAUCUGGUUAUAUAUGUCCAUUUAAAAAUGCCGUCAGGUUCAUUAUUAAUAUUUUUACCUGGGUAUGAUGACAUAGUAACUAUGAGAGAAAAAAUAAAUAGCGAAGAAAAGAAAAUGAAUCAAGGUCUUCGUUACAAUUUAUUCGUACUUCACUCAAAUAUGCAAACAUGCGAUCAGAAAAAAGUUUUCAAACCUAGUGCCCAAGGAACUAGAAAGAUUAUUCUUUCGACAAAUAUUGCAGAGACAAGCAUUACGAUCGAUGAUGUCGUUUACGUGAUCGAUUCAGGAAAAAUCAAAGAAAAAUCAUUCGACGCAAUAUCCGGCGUAUGUACGCUUCGUUCGAAUUGGAUAUCACAAGCAUGUGCGAAACAACGGAAAGGAAGAGCUGGCAGAUGUAGGAAAGGAUUUUGUUAUCGUUUAUUCUCAUCUAUUCGUUUUAAUAAUAUGCAGCUUUAUCAAACACCUGAAAUCUUACGAUUACCUUUGCAAGAAUUAUGUCUGUUUACAAAACAUUUGGCACCAGGAAAUACACCAAUUGCAGAAUUUUUAGAUAGAGCUUUAGAGCCGCCCUCAAACAUAAUAACUAGAAAUGCUGUUCAAUUAUUGAAGACCAUUGAUGCGUUAGAUCCAUGGGAAGAUCUUACGGAAUUAGGAAGUCAUUUAUUAGAUAUACCGAUUGAACCAAGAUUAGGAAAAAUGUUGCUAUACGCGGUAGUUUUGAAAUGUCUCGAUCCAAUUCUAACGAUCGUUUGCAGUUUAGCAUAUAAAGAUCCAUUUAUUCUACCAGCUCAACCAUCACAAAAAAGGGCUGUAGCUGCUGCACGCAAAAAGUUUGCCACCGGGACAUUUUCAGAUCAUAUGGCUGUUUUAAGAGCGUUUCAGGGUUGGCAAAAUGCGAGGGCGAGUGGCAAGGAACGUAGUUUCUGUGAAAAAAAUUUUAUUUCAGCGCCUGUGAUGGAAAUGGUAGUUGGAAUGAGAACUCAACUUCUUGGUCAACUUCGUGCAUCUGGAUUUGUUAGAGCGAGAGGUGCUGGUGACAUUAGAGAUUUGAAUACCAAUUCUGAAAAUUGGGCGGUCGUUAAAGCAGCUUUAACAGCUGGUUUGUAUCCGAAUAUAAUCAGAGUCGAUCGAGAUCAUAUGCAACUAAGAACGCAAAAAGAAGUGAAGGUCUUCUUCCAUCCAUCAUCGACGUUAAGAGAUUUUCCAAAAUCUCCUAGAAUGACUUACGCGCAAACUCAUGCAGCUAAUGUAGAAUCAUUACCAUCCGACUGGUUACUUUAUGAAGAGAUGAAUCGUACCGGUCGGUUUUGUCAUGUUAAAAUCGUUACGCUUGUUAAUCCCUUGACCGUGGCACUUUUUAGUGGUCCAGCAAGAUUACCUAUGGAUGUUAUUUAUGAAGCUGGUGCAAUACCCGAAAGCGAAUCCGAUUCCGAAGUGGAUGAAAAUCACGAGGAUACUAUUUUUAAAUUGGACGAUUGGAUAGUAUUCAAACUUGAUCUUGAAACUGUACAAUUGUUUUUAAAUUUACGACAAAAAUGGAACGCCUUAUUUUUACGACGUAUGAAAGCACCAGGAAAACCUAUGUCGCAAUUAGAUGAAAAAGUUGUUAAUACAUUAGUAACGGUUCUUACUAAUGAAGAGCAAGCAUGUGGUUUGCAACAACCUUCAGGAAUUGGACAGAGACCUCGUCCAUUAAUAGUAGAUUACUAUCCUGCAAAUGCUAGAAGAGCAGAUGAUUUUGUAGAGAGAAACUUUUAAACAAGACAUUUUUUUUUUUUUCUUCAAAGAAAUGGAAAAGAAAGUUGUAAUCAUGUACAGUUUUAUAUUAUUUUAAAAAAUAUGUUUUUUUUUUUUUUAAUGGUUUUUAUGUUAUUCUAUGGUGUUCCAUAUUUACAUCAUUUCUAUUUCUAUAAGCAGUUGUAUACUGUUUAUAAAUGAUUGCUUAAAUAAUGAAUAUUCAAAUAAUUGCAGUAAUCGAGUUUUCAGUAUUAUAGGGAUUAUUAUCGUCCGAUAAAGUAAUGGAGUGAAAAAGUUUAAUGCGAUAUGUAAUGUAACUACUGUAUAUAUCAUUUUACCAUUGGCUUGGUAGUAAUACAUUUAACUACGUUUUUUGCUAUAAAAGAAAUACAUAUUUUAUUUUUUAUUAAAUUAUUAAAUAUUUAAUAAUUUAUGGUAACUAUUUCACAAGUAUAAUAAAUUUAUUUACUUUGUAUCUUUAUAUCUCUUAUGAAAUGGAGUAUAUACAUUGUUGUUAUUCUAAUAUAUUUUAUUCAAUUAAUGAAAUAUGUUAAUAAAAUGUGUUAUUUUAUUUGAUAUGAAAUUAUUAGAAAAAUAUAAAAAGCGCAAAGUAAAAA
This is a messenger RNA of Vespula pensylvanica (western yellowjacket), 4315 nucleotides long. RefSeq names its product 3'-5' RNA helicase YTHDC2-like. The record is from RefSeq and is a predicted model, not a curated record. The coding region runs from base 255 to 3719 and encodes 1154 amino acids. The transcript has 8 exons. Gene Ontology annotation, molecular function: RNA binding; protein binding; ATP binding. Gene Ontology annotation, cellular component: intracellular anatomical structure. Lineage: Eukaryota; Metazoa; Arthropoda; Insecta; Hymenoptera; Vespidae.